Messenger RNA from Tachysurus vachellii, 1954 nucleotides. It is a transcript of the gene nono, whose product is annotated as non-POU domain containing, octamer-binding. The record is from RefSeq and is a predicted model, not a curated record. NCBI's taxonomy places the organism in Eukaryota, Metazoa, Chordata, Actinopteri, Siluriformes, Bagridae. Gene Ontology annotation, molecular function: RNA binding. The coding region runs from base 123 to 1439 and encodes 438 amino acids. Gene Ontology annotation, cellular component: nucleus. The transcript is spliced from 10 exons. Gene Ontology annotation, biological process: regulation of DNA-templated transcription.
GCACAAACGGUUACGAAAGAAUGCUUUAGGUUGUGUGUUGCUCCGCCUCUCGUGCUCUUUGUGGUCGAGGCUACUUUUGUGCGUGCGACCGGUUUUUAAAGGAAUAUUUACGGCCCUUUAAGAUGCAGGGAAACCGAGGAGGACGUCCCGAUCAGCACAACCACGGCCCGGCGAGGCAGCAGCAGAACCUGCAGCAGGACAGGAAGUCUCUGGGAGCAGACAGCAACGGGCAGCACACGGAUGGUGGAGAGCAGUCUAGUCCGAAUGCUGGUCUGACCAUCGACCUGACGAGCUUUAAGAAGCCCGGGGAGAAGACGUACACGCAGCGCAGCCGGCUGUUCGUGGGCAACCUGCCAGCUGGCACCUCUGAAGAGGAAGUAGAAAAGCUCUUCUCCAAAUAUGGCAAACCGUCUGAGAUCUUCAUCAACAAGGACCGAGGCUUUGGGUUCAUCCGCCUGGAAACUAAGACCCUUGCAGACAUUGCCAAAGCCGAGCUGGACGACACGAUGUUCCGUGGCCGUCAGAUCCGUGUUCGUUUUGCCACUCAUGGUGCUGCGCUUGCAGUGAAGAACCUGCCUCAGUUUGUGUCCAACGAGGUCCUGGAGGAGGCCUUCUCCAUGUUCGGCCCAGUCGAGCGUGCCAUCGUGAUCGUGGAUGACCGCGGCCGGCCCACGGGAAAAGGCAUCGUGGAGUUUGCCAACAAGCCAUCGGCCCGGAAAGCCCUAGACCGCUGCUCUGACGGAGCUUUCCUCAUCACCUCGUUUCCUCGGCCUGUGACGGUGGAGCCGAUGGAGCAGUUGGAUGAAGACGAAGGACUUCCAGAGCGACUCGUCAGCAAAAACCCACAGUAUCAUAAGGAACGUGAGCAGCACCCGCGCUUCGCCCAGCCCGGCUCGUUCGAGUACGAGUACGCCAUGCGCUGGAAGGCUCUGAUGGAGAUGGAGAAGCAGCAGUUUGAGCAGGUGGACAGGAACAUCAAGGAGGCGCAGGAGAAACUGGAGCAGGAGAUGGAGGCGGCCAGACACGAGCAUCAGGUCAUGCUCAUGAGACAGGAUCUGUUGAGGAGGCAGGAGGAGCUGAGGCGUAUGGAGGAGGCGCACAACCAAGAGGUGCAGAAAAGGAAGCAGAUGGAGCUGCGUCAGGAGGAGGAGCGGCGCCGUAGGGAGGAGGAGCUCAGGGCUCACACAGAGGAGCUGAUGAGGAGACAGCAAGGGACUGGACAAAACUUUGGCGAGAAGAGGGAGCAGGACAUGAGGAUGCACAUGGGAGGUCAAGGCCUUCCCAUGAACAGGACCUCAAUGGGUGGAAACCCCACCCCAGGAGGAGGAGCUCCCAACAUGGCUAAUGCUAAUGAGGGUGCUGGAGCAAACGCUGGUGGACUUCCUCUGCCGUUCCCACGUCCUGGGCCGCCCGUGGACUACAAACGCCGUCGAUUCUGAGAGCCCAGGCCACGCUCGUCUUUACGUGUCUUUGGGUUUGUUUGUUUUUUGUUUCGUGAAUUUUUUUUUUUUUUUUUUUUUUACACACACACACACACACACACACACACACACACACACACACACACACACACACACACACACAUACUGUACAAUAUUUUUAAGUCCAGCAAGUGAAUUUAGUCGUUUCAUCACAUACACGUUUUAAAAAAAAAAAAAAACUGUGCAAAGUUUUGUUUUAAGCUUAGAUGAAUUCUUCUUCCUCAAUUCUUAUUUUCCUCUGAAGAUUUAUUGUCUUGUGCCCUUAUUAGGGGUUUUGUAUAGACUUUUUGUUUUCCCCCCCCCAUAUUAAUGUGAUAUAUCUCUUCUCUUACUAUUUGUUUUUUUUUUUUAUUUCAGAUUUCUUCCCAUGUAGUUUUUUUAUAUAGCUUUAGUGAAUUCGUUUUUUUUUUUGUCUGAAAUACCUGCAUUUAUAAAACGGCUCAGAAUAAAAAUUCGGAAUUCAGUGUUACGUA